This is a messenger RNA of Lathyrus sativus (Indian pea), 1449 nucleotides long. The record is from the annotation of a GenBank genome assembly. Lineage: Eukaryota; Viridiplantae; Streptophyta; Magnoliopsida; Fabales; Fabaceae.
AUGUCAAAUGGGUCUUCUCUUGAUCGCCUUGAAGCUGAAACGUUUACUAAUUUUCAUGGAAACAGCAGUUGUCUUGUUGGGGAUCGCGUGAAUAGCACUGAGAUUGACAAAACUAAACAAAAAUCUUUGUUUUGUCAAUUUUUUCCGGUUUACCUAAAGGAGAAUUGUAGUAGAGGCAAUGCGAGGCCUGUGCCGGUGAUGCUCGGUGACGGUCAAUUGCUUGAUUUAUACCAUCUUUUUUCCCUUGUGAAGAAACAUGGUGGGCAUGAUGGGGUAUCAAGAAAAGGGUUGUGGGAUUCUGUCAUAGUUGAACUGGGUUUGGACCUUCAUGUUUUGGCUCUGGUAAAAUUAGUUUACGAAAAAUAUCUAAGUGGUUUUGAAGGCUGGCUCAGCAAUGCUUUUAAUGGUGAUGCUGCCUCUUGCGUGGAACUUUCUACGGAAGCAUUUCAUUCUCGCAAACAUGAAGGAGAAUCAUCCUCCGAAAUGGUGACCUGGACGAGUCAUAUUGCAAAACAUCUGUUUGAUCCUGCUGUUAAACUGUUGCCAGAACCUUCAAAGUGGAAAGAAAGAGACAUUCACUUGGUGAGAGAACAUGCAGAACCGAACCGUGGAUCAUAUUCCCAGAAGGUGAAGAUGCAUCCUGCCAUGCAUGAGGAUCCUGUUGCUCUUAAUCAUCAAGGUACAAAGAAAUUGAGAUAUAGUAAAAGGCUUCGUAGCCCUGGUAAUAGAAAUAAAUUCCUUCUGGACAAAAAUACUGCUAAACCAGGUGUAGCUGGAAAGAAAAAAUUUAUGUCAUCUUUGGGUGGUUUUCAUGAAACUUGUGUUCCUAUAGGAUCUCAUUUCCAAGUGAAAGUCCCGGAAUGGACUGGUGUAGCUUCUAAGAGUGACCCUAAAUGGUUGGGCACACAAGUAUGGCCUGUUAAAGAUGACUCAAAACCUACUACUGAAACAGAUCUUGUUGGGAGAGGAAGACGGGGAAAGUGUAGCUGCAAUGUUCAAGGUUCUGUUGACUGUGUCAGAUUUCAUAUUGCUGGAAACAGGAUGAAACUGAAGCAUGAAUUGGGUUCUCUAUUUUACCAAUGGGGAUUUGAUCGAAUGGGCGAGGGAGUUUCACUUCAGUGGACAGCUGAAGAAGAAAAGAAAUUUAAAGAUUCAAUGAGGCUAAAUAUCUCCGCUGAAAACAAGGCUUUUUGGAUCGAUUUUUGGAACAAUACAUCUGCAGACUUUCUAAUGAAGACAAGAGAAGACUUAGUGAACUACUACUUCAAUGUAUAUCUUAUCCAACAAAGAAGCUAUCAGAAUCGUGUUACUCCAAAGACUGUUGACAGUGAUGAUGACGAAGUCGAAUUUGGAUCUUUUGGUGAUGGAUUUGGGAGAAAAGCUAUCAAGCAUCGAUAUAUGGAGUUCAUUGAGUGCUCAAAGAACACACAAUGCUUUGAUUUUGAGUAG